AGGGGGAGUCGCGUUGCCCGCCCGCCUCUGGGUCACGUGGGGGAGGCGCGCUCGGCCGCGGAUUGGUUGGCCGGGGGUGUGACGUAAUCGGAGGCCGAGCUGCGAGCCGAAGGGCUUCGGGGUUCGGCUGGGUUCGGCUCGGCUGCGCCAUGUCGGUGGCGUUCGUGCCGGAGCGGCUGCGGGGGAAGGCGGAAGUCAAUCAGGAGACCAUCCAGCGGCUGUUGGAAGAAAAUGACCAGCUGAUCCGGUGCAUCGUGGAGUACCAGAACAAGGGCCGAGCGGCAGAGUGCACACAAUACCAGCAUGUCCUGCACAGGAAUCUUAUUUACCUGGCAACCAUCGCAGACGCCAGCCCCACAAAUACUCAGAAAACAGUAGACUGAAUGGUGCAAGUUGGUGGUGGUCUCCAGAGCCAUGGUGCCUCUACCCUUGCUGAAUUUUAGAAUUUCCACCUAAAGAAGACAUUUACAAAAGUUUGGUCCUAUUAGUAAGGAACAGAGGUUUAUCUGGAUUCUUCAUAUGAAAUUUAAAUGUGGUAUAAGGAACUUACACAAAUUCCAUUUUUCUGCACUGUACAUCUCUGGAAAUUAAGAUAGUGAGACCCUUUCAAAGUGUGCUAUUCUUUUUGGCAUUUGUAUGAACAGGACUGCUCGAGGCACCUGGAAUGUCUUUAUUGAGGUUAAACUAUGUAAAAACUUGUAAAAUUG
Messenger RNA from Ornithorhynchus anatinus (platypus), 707 nucleotides. RefSeq names its product SS18 like 2 (gene SS18L2). Gene Ontology annotation, biological process: positive regulation of transcription by RNA polymerase II. Bases 150 to 383 code for a protein of 77 amino acids. Gene Ontology annotation, molecular function: transcription coactivator activity. NCBI's taxonomy places the organism in Eukaryota, Metazoa, Chordata, Mammalia, Monotremata, Ornithorhynchidae. Gene Ontology annotation, cellular component: nucleus. The record is from RefSeq and is a predicted model, not a curated record. The transcript has 3 exons.